Molecule: messenger RNA, 267 nt
Organism: Lathyrus sativus (Indian pea)
Lineage: Eukaryota; Viridiplantae; Streptophyta; Magnoliopsida; Fabales; Fabaceae
Source: the annotation of a GenBank genome assembly
AUGUGUCCUUUAAGGUUCAUCUUGGUGUUCUUCUCUGCUGUUCUGGCUGGUUACUAUGCAUGGAAAACGGUUUUUUCUUCACCAAAGAUUGAUUUGGCUUCUGAUGAUUCAAUUGAAGAAGAAAAUUCAUCUUUCAAGAAAGAACAAUUUGGUUUCAAAAAGAUGAUUCAAAAUGGAUUUUGGGUUUUUGUUGACAUGGCUAGUGGAAAGUAUUUGUGGAGAAAUUUGAGGCAAACAAACAAGGAUAUUGAAUUGAAGAGCUCCUAG